Molecule: messenger RNA, 455 nt
Organism: Drosophila melanogaster (fruit fly)
Lineage: Eukaryota; Metazoa; Arthropoda; Insecta; Diptera; Drosophilidae
Exons: 1
Coding region: 88-390 (100 amino acids)
Source: RefSeq, marked reviewed
AGGGGCUGUGUGUUUUGAGUCAGUUUUUAAACAGAGCUUAGAGCUCAGUAACACUUCAUACCCAGCAGUCAGCAUAGUCACUACAAAAUGUCCUCGCAAAUGCAGUGUCACUGUCGAGCAUGCCGCCACAAUGUUCCCAACGAGAUCAUCGACCUGUGCAGUCCACAGAAGCAGCCAGUGAAGCGACUACGCAGUGAUCUCGGAGAUUCGGAUGAACCCUACAUGUGUCCAAUUUGCAUGGAGAAUGUGCGACGACGCCAACCAGCUGCCACGCCAUGUGGCCACGUCUUUUGCUACGACUGCAUUCAGAAGGCCAUCGGAGAUUAUAAAAAGUGUCCGAUGUGUAACAAAAAAAUCAUGUAUAAGCAAUUAACUCGAAUAUUUCUUUAAAUCAAUUUCCAGUUCUGUUUUCAGUUGCUACGUUAUGUGUUAUUAAAUUCUUUGCCUUAUUAUUU